Molecule: messenger RNA, 560 nt
Organism: Nicotiana tabacum (common tobacco)
Lineage: Eukaryota; Viridiplantae; Streptophyta; Magnoliopsida; Solanales; Solanaceae
Source: RefSeq, a predicted model, not a curated record
UUCCGCCGCCUCAUUCGAACCUGAAAAAUCGAAGACUAUUAAAGGGGAAGCCUACGCCUUGCCUUUUGAAAGUCAGCAAGCAUUUCUAUAUUUGCUCCUCUAUUUCAUUGCAGCUUUUGUUAAGAUAAUUCUAGAUUCUCCGUUGAUUGUGAUCUAAAGAUGGCGGAAUCUAACCAACACUCCUCCUUUGAAUCUGUCAGAAAGUGGGUUAUCGAGCACAAGCUUCGCACCGUCGGAUGUCUAUGGUUGAGUGGAAUAACGGGAUCGAUCGCUUACAAUUGGUCAAAACCUAACAUGAAAACCAGCGUUAGGCUCAUCCAUGCCAGGUUGCACGCACAGGCACUUACACUUGCAGCGUUAGCGGGAGCUGCAGCGGUUGAGUACUAUGACCAAACGACCAGCAACAUUAAUGCCGAACGAUAUCCCAAAUUUAUUGGCGUAGAUCCCUAUUUGCACAAGAAAUGAAGGGGUCCAUCGUGCACGAAACACCCUACGAUGCUUAGUCUAUGGCUGCUUCCUCUUUUCUUUUUCAGAUUGUUUAUCUUUAUUUUUUUUUUUUU